GCGGUAUUCGCUGUCGGAACUACACUUCCCGGCUCUCCAGCGGCAGCCCGUGACACUCCUUGGACCGCCAGCGCAGAUCGGGGUUUGUCUCUCUUUCUCGGACCCGGCCCUGGACCCGGCCUCAAAGUCGAACACAGCUCCACCAUGGAGGAGGCGGACCGAAUACUCAUCCAUUCCCUGCGCCAGGCCGGCACGGCAGUUCCUCCUGAAGUACAGACCCUGCGAGCCUUCACCACUGAGCUGGUUGUAGAAGCUGUUGUCCGCUGCCUUCGCGUGAUCAACCCGGCGGUAGGCUCUGGCCUCAGCCCCCUGCUGCCUCUCGCCAUGUCCGCCCGUUUCCGCCUGGCCAUGAGUCUGGCUCAGGCCUGCAUGGACCUGGGCUAUCCUUUGGAGCUUGGUUAUCAGAACUUCCUCUACCCCAGUGAGCCUGACCUCCGGGACCUGCUUCUCUUCUUGGCUGAGCGUCUGCCCACCGAUGCCUCUGACGAUGCAGACCAGCCCGCAGGUGACUCAGCUAUCCUUCUCCGGGCCAUCGGGAGCCAAAUCCGGGACCAGCUGGCCCUUCCCUGGGUUCCACCCCUCCUUCGAACUCCCAAGCUGCAGCACCUCCAGGGCACAGCGCCCCAGAAGCCUUUCCAUGCCAGCAGGCUGGCCAUGCCUGAAUUGAAUUCCAGAGGAGAGCCCCGAGAGUUCCAGGCGAGUCCUUUGUUACUACCAGCUCCCACCCAGGUGUGCCAGCCUGCUGGGAGGGUGGCGUCGCUCCUCGAAUGCCAUGCUCUCCAGCUCUGCCAGCACAUGGGUCAGGACCACCCCAGGGAUAAGGACUGGCCCCACAGGGCGUCCCGCCUCCCCACCCAGGAGGAUACCCGGGCUCAGCGGCAGCGGCUGCAAAAGCACCUGGCUGAGCAUCUGCGCCAGACCUGGGGCCGGCUGGGGCCACCCCCACAAGUCCGAGACCUGGGAGAGCUGCUUCAGGCCUGGGGUGCUGGGGCCAGGACUGCUACUCCCAAGGGCUCCCGCUUCACGCAUUCAGAAAAGUUCACCUUCCAUCUGGAGCCUGAGGCCCAGGCAGCCCAGGUGUCAGAUGUGCUGGCCACCUCCGGUCGGCCUGAACAGGACACACGGGCAGCUCAAGAGCAGGAGCUGGAGGCCCUUCAGGAGCAGCUGGAGGGAAUGAACCGCAGCAUUGAAGAGGUUGAAGCCAACAUGAAGACACUGGGACUCGGCCUCGUACAGGUGGAGACCGAGUGUCGGCAGAGCGAGCUCAGCACGGCAGAGCGGGAGCAGGCCCUGCGCCUGAAGAGCCGGGCGGUGGAGCUGUUGCCGGAUGGGGCUGCCAACCUCGCCAGGCUGCAGCUCGUAGUAGAGAGUAGUGCCCAGCGAGUUAUCCAUUUGGCGGGCCAGUGGGAAAAGCACCGGGUCCCGCUGCUUGCUGAAUACCGCCACCUCCGAAAGCUCCAGGAUUGCAGAGAGCUGGAAUCUUCUCGACGGCUGGCAGAGAUCCAGGAGCUGCACCAAAGUGUUCGGGCAGCUGCUGAGGAGGCCCGCAGGAAGGAGGAGAUCUAUAAGCAGCUGGUGUCCGAGCUGGAGACCCUGCCCAGAGACGUAUCCCGGCUGGCCUAUACCCAGCGCAUCCUGGAGAUUGUGGGCAACAUCCGGAAGCAGAAGGAAGAGAUCACUAAGAUCUUGUCAGACACAAAGGAGCUUCAGAAGGAAAUCAACUCCCUGUCUGGGAAGCUGGACCGGACGUUUGCGGUGACUGAUGAGCUUGUGUUCAAGGAUGCCAAGAAGGACGAUGCUGUUCGGAAGGCCUACAAAUAUCUAGCUGCCUUGCACGAGAACUGCAGCCAACUUAUCCAGACCAUUGAGGACACAGGCACGAUCAUGCGGGAGGUUCGAGACCUUGAGGAGCAGAUCGAGACGGAAAUGGGAAAGAAAACCCUCAGCAACCUGGAGAAGAUCCGCGAGGAUUACCGGGCCCUUCGCCAGGAGAACGCUAGCCUCCUGGGGCGGGUCCGUGACGCCUGAGCGGGGCCCCAGCAGAGGUCUCCCUGACCCAGGCCUUCAGCAGGGAUUUGGGGUGUCGGAGGCAAUGGCCAAGUGCUGGACCUAGCCAUUCCCUGUGUUUGCUGUCCAGUCCCUCCUGCUGUGGUGACCCCUGCCCACCUGACCCCAACCCUCUUCUGGGUGAACGUCCAGAGUGUGGAAACAUGGCUGCGGUUUAUUGGAGAGGGCAUUGGGGGUUGGGCCUUGGAUCCCAAAUAAAUGAGGAGCUCUGUCUCUCGUUUAAGCUGA
Rhinolophus ferrumequinum (greater horseshoe bat) is the source of this 2295-nucleotide messenger RNA. RefSeq names its product coiled-coil domain containing 22 (gene CCDC22). Bases 145 to 2028 code for a protein of 627 amino acids. The transcript is spliced from 17 exons. The record is from RefSeq and is a predicted model, not a curated record. Gene Ontology annotation, molecular function: cullin family protein binding. Lineage: Eukaryota; Metazoa; Chordata; Mammalia; Chiroptera; Rhinolophidae. Gene Ontology annotation, biological process: positive regulation of ubiquitin-dependent protein catabolic process.